CGCUACGCUCCUCGGCGCCGUCGCUCCGCUCCGCAAAUCGAAAAUAUCCCCCGACUUGCUGUGCAACACCACCUCAAGUUGGUCACAGGGUAACCACAGGUUAACCACCGUACAACCACUCUUAUCGGUCUUUAUCAUUAUUCGGACAACUGCCAGCCACCGAUUAACGUAUCGGAAUUUUUAAAAAUAAUUCUAUAUUAAUAGUUAAUACCACUUUUUAUUUAUUUUUGUAAUUUAAUUGAAUCAAUAUGAAUGAAAUACCUGAACAUGUAUUCACAUAGUCGGACAUGUUAUUUUAUUUCAAUUUUUUUAAAAUCUAUGUCCGGCUAUUACGCUCAACAUGCACGCACGUAGUUGCGUAUGAGCUCCGUUAUCGCACUCGCAGUUCGAGACUCGCUCCAGACAUCAAUGUCUAACAAACGCAAUUUUUCAAAUUCGUCAAUUUCGCCAAAAGUUGCUGAUAAAAAGUCAAAAAAAUUCGUUACACCUAAUCGGUAUGCCGCCUUGUACUCUGAUGAUUCUAGUGACAACAUAUUUAAUACAUCCACCAAGAGUGCAACAGUUUGCAACGAAAAAUCAGGUCUUGCAAAACAAAAUAUCGAGCAGCCUACGCUCGAUACACAAGACGUCACGCCACCUCCGUUUUACAUCUCCAACAUCUCAAAUUUCUCCGCCUUCACAAAUGAGCUAACAAGGUUGACCGGUCCAAACGCAUUUACCUCUUGCGUUAAUCGCUCAUUCAGAGUCGCAAUAAGAAAUCUCCACCAUUCCACAUUGUGUACGGAAAUUUCUGUCGCCUUGUCGGAAGAAGGACAUUCUGUGAAACAAGUUAUCAAUGUCCAAGAUAAAAAUAGACGCGGUCUCCCAUUAUUUUUUGUUGAUUUAUAUCGUCAGAAUAAUAACAAAGAUAUUUUCAAUAUCACUUCGCUACUUGAUACCAAAGUUAUAAUCGAAAAACCUCAUCAGUCCCGCCGUGGUCCGCCUCAGUGCCAUAAUUGUCAAGCCUACGGCCAUACCGAUAAUUACUGUCAACAUGAAUCUAGGUGCGUCAAAUGCGGUGGAGACCACCGCUCCGUGAACUGCACAAAGGACGCCGAGCUAGUCCAGCCAAAUGCGCGCUCUGUUCUGAGGUACACACGGCCAACUACAAAGGAUGCCGUGUUUAUCAAUCCGUUACAAAAAAACGCAAAAAUACAAAUGUACCAACGCCUACAAAGUCUUCGUCAAACGAUGUCCCAGGAGAUCAUGCUCGGCAGCUUUCAAGGAAAUCCUAUGCUGCAGUGACCAAAACGGUAACCUCUUCCAUGGAAUCCAUCACAAAUGUUUUAUCAGAAUUUAUUUCUAAUUUUAACUCUUUAAUUACUCCACUAAUUAAUCUCCUUACCGAGAUUGUCAAUAAACGUUUCUGUCCAUAGUGUACAGGUUUUUCCCUUUUUAUCUAUCUUUUCAUCGUAUAUCAGACCAUACCUACAAUUACUUAUUUUUAUUUACUUUAGUUUAUAUAAACACGUUGCUAUUUUAUCUAUUUGUAUACAUUUUGCUCAUGCUAACAAAUAUCAUUAAUUUUAUAUGUCAUACUAUAUUUUAUACCAAUUGUAAUUAUCCAUAGUACUUAAAAAUUUUAAUUAUCAUGUUAUAAUGUUAAAAAUUAUGUAAAUUUUCAAUAUCCCUAGAUUUAGAUAGCCUUAGGCUAGGAAAGUCUUAUGUUUAAUUAAUAAAAAAAAAAAAAACAACAUUUUUGGUAUGAAAUGUUUAU
Messenger RNA from Metopolophium dirhodum (rose-grain aphid), 1756 nucleotides. RefSeq lists its product as uncharacterized. The transcript has 3 exons. NCBI's taxonomy places the organism in Eukaryota, Metazoa, Arthropoda, Insecta, Hemiptera, Aphididae. The record is from RefSeq and is a predicted model, not a curated record. Bases 361 to 1284 code for a protein of 307 amino acids.